This is a messenger RNA of Papaver somniferum (opium poppy), 960 nucleotides long. RefSeq lists its product as uncharacterized. The transcript has a single exon. Lineage: Eukaryota; Viridiplantae; Streptophyta; Magnoliopsida; Ranunculales; Papaveraceae. The record is from RefSeq and is a predicted model, not a curated record. Bases 1 to 960 code for a protein of 319 amino acids. Gene Ontology annotation, molecular function: nucleic acid binding; RNA-DNA hybrid ribonuclease activity.
AUGGUAAGAGGCAUCUGUGCAACAGAUGAAAAAAUGCAAGGAAAAGGUUUCAACUUAGCUUCAAAAUGCUACUUUUGUAAGUUGAAUACUGAUAACCUUGACCACAUCUUGUUGCAAUGUAAUUUUAGUCAAUUGGUGUGGAAAUGGCUGGGAGAUGUGUUUCUUUUCAAAAUUUCUGAGUCUUAUGAAGAUGUGAAAAGUUUUGCAAAACUGAAGAGCAAUGCAGUGAAAGAUAUUUGGUUGUUAACAACUUCAAUAACAAUGAUGGAACUUUGGUUCUUAAGGAACAAAAUUUUCUAUGAAGAUGACAAGAUUGAUUUGGGGAAAUUCAAACAAAGAAUAAAGAAAUAUACUUCAGACUGUGCAAUAAGAAUAAAAAGUUUUAUGUGGGAGUGCAACUAUGAUAUGAUGAUUUUUAAACUUUUUGAGCUGAAGCAUCAACCAAUAAAGAGGCAGAGGAUUGUGGAAAUUAAGUUUAAGCUACCUGGAAUGAAUCAAACUCUGAUAUGUUGUGAUGGGGCUUCUAGGGGAAAUCCUGGUGCAGCUGGCUACGGAUUUAUCUGCAGAGGUGAUCAGGGUGAAUUUAUUCAUGCAGAAGCAAGAUGCCUAGGGAUUGCAACCAAUUUCAUAGCAGAGGUAAUGGUCAUUAUAGAAGCUGUUGAAUGGGCAGUAAAAAAUAAUAAAUUGGAUAUAGUAAUAAACUCUGAUUCAAGUGCAGCUUUACAUGCAUUCUCUACUGGGAAGUUUCCAUGGUUUUGUCAAGUUAGAUGGGAUAAAAUAAAAGAGUUACUAUGGAGGACUCAAUUUGUACAUAGUUUGAGAGAAAUAAAUUUCUCAGCUGAUUUUCUUCCUAAAAAGGGUGCAGGUUUGGAGAGGGGUGCAAUUCUUAUUUUUUCCACAAAGCCAAAUUUCCUAGCUACAAUGGAAUCACCUGACAAAAUUUAUUAUAGGUUCUGCUAA